Messenger RNA from Dimorphilus gyrociliatus, 1096 nucleotides. Lineage: Eukaryota; Metazoa; Annelida; Polychaeta; Dinophilidae. The record is from the annotation of a GenBank genome assembly.
AAUGGCGAAUAACAGUAGCCAAGGAGAAUCAACAGAAGAUAAAGUGUUUUUAAUUGUCUCUCGCUACGCCGUUCCCAUUGUCUUUGGUAUUAUAACAUUGCUUGGAAUUGCCGGCAACACCUUGGUUAUUCAUGUUAUUGCAACACGCUCUAAAAUGAGAACAGUUACUAACCUCUUACUGCUCAAUCUCGCUGUUUCCGAUCUGGCUUUCGUAAUUAUAUGCCCGUUACCGACAGCUUAUAGUUUUGCCUAUCAAACUUGGCCCUUCGGUUCGUUUCUCUGCAAGCUUAUGCAUUAUACAAUCAAUUCAUGCGCCUACGUGACCGUCUACACACUCGUUGUUAUAUCAGCAUUCAGAUUUUUCACGGUGGUUUACAAUAGUCAGACAGUACACCUACGUACUCAUCGUAACGCUGUCAUAAUGAUCGCAUUUUUAUGGGUCGUCUUCCUUUCUGCCAAUUAUCCCAUUACACAAGCCUACGACGUGGUCGUUAGAAACUCGAGCGGCGUGUCAUUGGACUGUGACAUGAAGUCGGAAGAAUUUCAGGCGCCCGUAUUCUACUCUUUCUUUGUAUUCGGCUAUCUUCUUCCUUUAUGCCUUAUUGGCUUAUUAUCCGUUGGUAUUAUUGCUCAUCUUAAUAAGCAGAGACCGACAACAAUAAGCCAAUCGACGCCUUCAGGAAUAAGGUCAAACUCGAGGAAGAAGAGCGCCUCUCGUCUCAUCAUCCUUGUUGUGGUCCUCUUCGCCAUACUCUGGCUUCCUAUACAGCUACAUCUCGUAAUAGCCGUAACUACAGGCAAACAAAUGCCUAAAUCAUAUCUAACCGUAGCCUUCCUCUGGAACCUUAUGGCAUACGCCAACUCUUGCAUCAAUCCUUUUAUCUAUAAUCAAGCUAGUAAAGAUUUUAGAUAUUCCUUCAAGGAGGUAGUUUCUUGCCUGAAGUGUUGUCCAAGAAACCAGAAUUCUCGUACACCAUCUUUACCUGCCGGUCAAAUUGCUAUUGUACCGGCUGGUGCCGACCAAAAGGAACGUCGUCAUUUGAUAGCAUCAUCCGGACCUCAUAAAGAGGAAUGUCAAGCUUCUAGUAAUGUAUAA